This is a messenger RNA of Hyalella azteca, 6154 nucleotides long. It is a transcript of the gene IntS3, whose product is annotated as integrator complex subunit 3. The record is from RefSeq and is a predicted model, not a curated record. Bases 124 to 3702 code for a protein of 1192 amino acids. Lineage: Eukaryota; Metazoa; Arthropoda; Malacostraca; Amphipoda; Hyalellidae. The transcript is spliced from 14 exons. Gene Ontology annotation, cellular component: cytoplasm.
GCGCCUCACCUCCGCCAUAGCCGUGCGCGCAAUGGCUGCGCGUUGUGUCUGAUGGUUGCGCUGAAGGGAAUCUCCUCAUUUAAUUGUUAUUUGUUGCGUUAGUAUUGUGAUUAUGUGUUAAAAAUGGCUACUGAGCGAACAAACACCUCUCGAUUAUUUGCUACGUCAGUCGUAGAAGGAAAACUUGAUAUAGAUGAGAAAUAUGACAAAGCCUACAUGAUGCUCAUGAACCUCACCCGGGGCCUGAGUGACAAGGAAGCUCAUGACAUCCUCAACAAGGCCAUUGAUGAUCCAAAACAACAUGAAGAUAUAUGCCUAGGAUUAAUGGUGGCCAUUUUGUCUGACCCAGCUCAGGCAAAUAGGGCAUUCCAAGACCUGAUGAUGGUGUGUCGGGACAGCCUGAAAGGCGUGUGCGACGCUCUCAUCAAUCACAUUGUGACAGAGCGCUUUCACAGACUCCUAGAAAACACUAAAAAGCAGGUGGUGUGGCUAGUGCGUCAGUUGGUCCGUGCUGGUGUGGCUCAGGUGGAAGGCGUUGUGUGGUGCCUUCUACGACAAAUGGCUGGUGGUGACGUCUCAGCACGAAACAUAUGGCUAGCUGAAAGCCUCUGUGAUAUGCUCAAGGAAAACAGAACAUGGCUAGAGCGGUACAGCGUGAUCAUAGCGAGCACCGUGUACAGCUUCCUGCGCAUAUUGGAGGACCAUCAGGCCCCUAACUUUGCCGCGUUAAGGCAGAAGGAAGUCUCGCUCGUCAUAACUCUUCUCAGAGAGAAAUUCCAGGACUGCCUAGUUAUUGGUCGUGAUUUGGUGCGUUUACUUCAAAAUGUUGCCAAAAUACCCGAAAUUGAGGCUUUAUGGCGUGACCUGCUGCACAAUCCUGGUUGCUUAGCACCAAACUUCCCUGGACUUAGCCAACUAAUGUCCACACGCACAUCUCGUCGAUUUUUUGUGGUGCGACUGACGCCUGAGAUGGAGCGCAUGAUCCACUACCUUUGUUCUGAAGUCAAAUUCGGGAUGCAGAAAAGAUAUCAAGAUUGGUUCCAGAGACAGUUCCUGAACACUCCCGAGUCUCAAAGCUUACGGUGCGACCUGAUAAGAUUCAUCAUUGGUGUCAUCCACCCCAGCAAUGAAGUGCUCUGCUCUGACAUCACUCCUCGCUGGGCGGUGAUUGGUUGGCUGCUGUCAUCGUGCACUUCGGCUACGGCCACUGCCAAUUGCAAACUUGCCUUGUUUUAUGAUUGGCUUUUCUUCUCCGGUGAAAAUGACAAUAUCAUGAACAUUGAACCUGGGAUCCUUGUGAUGUACCACUCACUCAAACCACAUCCCAUGCUCACCACGACGCUCUUAGACUUCCUGUGCAGGAUCAUACCACACUUCCAGCCUGCCAUGGCAGCUCAAGUGCGGACUGGCGUUGUAACGUCUCUGCGACACAUUCUUGAGAAGCGUGUCAUUCCCAACAUUGAACCUCUCUUUGAUAACCCACGAAUGGAUCCCGAAUUGAGGAGGCUGGUGCGAGAGACAUUCCCCGAAUUUUGUUCGAAUAAUUUGAGUGCUGGAGAGGAAUUUCAUGCCGGAGCGCCUGUGCCCCUGCGAAGUUUAGACCUUAUGGCGGAGGCAGGAUUGGAUUUCAACAGUGGUGUUAGUGGAGCAAAUGCGGGGCCUGAUGUGGAACUCAACAAUCAUCACCCAAGUGUUGAAGAAGAUGCAAUGUUUAGUGAUGAGGAUGAGGAAAAUGGAAGUGUCACGCCUAUUAGCAAUAAUGUAGCCUUAACCAACACCCGGGUGACUUCUGCUUGUAAACCUCUAUCAAACAAAUUAUCCAAAAACAAUACCGAUCCCAUUAUCAACCACUUGCCUUCCGUAACCACUGCUGAUGCAGUCACUGGCUCCUUAACUUAUACCACGAGCACCCUGAGCGCAAUAUCUCAGCGACCGCUAACAUACAGUAAUAACAAAUCUUCUAGUUCACUUCUUAAUUCCACCACAUCUAGUAACUGUAACAACAUUAGCAGUAAUAAUAAUCACGCAAAUUUUAAAAGCAAUAGUGCCCAAUUAAAUAGCAUAAUUUCUGUUUGUAGUGGAAGUGCGGUUAGUGACGAUGUUGUGGAGGUUAUGGCAGAAGAUGGUGUUUGUAUAAAUGGAAAUGUGAUGCUCCUGAAUGGAGGAAGAACUAAUAAGUGCAGUGCCCUAACAGAUGCGCAAUCACAAGAACUGAAUGGGCAUCUUAAUACUUUCGAGACUGACAUGAAAGACUUCCUACUCGAUCUCAAACUAGAGAAAGACCAAGCCCGAAGGUGCGAGCUGCUACAGAAAAUCUGUGAUCUCAUCUUUGCUGAAGAUUUAGAUGAAGAAGAGGCCGAGCAUCUGGCCGGAGCUCUGUCCCUCCUGCUCGCCUCUGACUACAACACUGAAACUUCACUGUUGCCUCAGCACAUUUCACAGGAAAGUUUGUGUGAAAGUUUAGAAGCGCCCAUCUUCGUAUUGUUCGAGAACUUGUUGAGUCUCAACGAGGACGACCACCGGCGGCAGUCUCUGCUGAUGCUGGUGUCGGCGCUGCAGCAGCUCAGACCCGCCACUGGCUACCGCCUCCUCUUUUACAUCACAGCGGCGGCCAAGACGCGCGCCACCGACUCCUCUGACCAAAUAUCAUUCCAGGUGUAUCGAGACCUGUGGAAAGCGUCAGGUCAGAAGGACCUGAGUGGCUUUAUUGUGCGGGACCUCACCGUUUGUUCUGAGGACGACCCACGUCUGCUGUGCUGGCUGCUUCCUCACCUCUACAACUUCUUCCCCAAGCACACGACCGGCAACGCUGAGCUCGUUCAUCUUGUACUGCAGAGACUUGAUGCGGCACAGCUUCAUGACCUCGUCUGUCUCGUACUGCAAGGCACACUCACAAUGUUCGAUAAUAGUUCCUUCACCAAUAUCUUGGACAAAUCUUUAUCAUGGGAGAGCGUGGAGCAGUUUUUCCUGUGGCAGUUGGCGCGUGCCCACGAGAUCCCCGUGGACUGCUGCCUGUCGGUGCUGCACAGACUGCGCUUCUCGUCGCACACGGACGCCGUGAGCACCGUGCAUCCUGAGGCGCUCGCCAACAUCCUUAUGAUGCUCAGAAGAGAAUCGCCGUCAGAAAGUCUGCUGAAGCAUUUACUACAACGUGAGUUGAGAACUGAAGAUCCGACCGUGGCUACCAUCUUGCAAUAUUGGGUCCAAAGAUACGAAGAUAAAAUGGCCAAGCUAAUCAACGACAUUGUUAAUAAUAAACCUCCAACCUCUCCUAAUAAAAGAAAAAGGAACCAGGGUGGAGGUAAACUCAAUAGUCACGUUACUCUAGACCAGUUAUUAUCUCACUUGAAUCAUCUAAGAAGAGAGUGCGACCAAACAAAAUUUUUUAAUUUAUCGACCAUGCAAGAUUCUUUACAAGCCGCGCAAAAUCUUUGCACUGAAAGUCAGAAGAAGAAAUACGGUGAUUUAUUUGCUUUGAUAACGGACAGUCCGGACGAGAAAUCUGGCAAAGAAGACAGUGGAAAUUCUUCUGCAUCCACGGCCAGAAAUAAACAGAGCAAUAGCAAGCGCGGAAGAAAACCCAAGCUCAGAAAAAAACCCGAGUCGGAAAGCGAGGAGGAAUCGAGUGAGGAAGAAGACGUUAAGAAACCUGCAAGAAAAAGAAAGAAGAAUAAUACAGUGUUUGCGUCGGACAGCGACUGAAGACGCAGCUGAAGUGCUGCAUCUGUGACAAAAUGUGAUAAGCUCUCUUUAAUGGAGCGACUAUUGUAUAAUGCUUGAACGCUCCUCGUGGCAACCCUUAGCUUGCCUUUAUUCCGACGAUAAUUUUUUGCUGUUGCUCCUCUGCUGGACUUGGAGUGAAAUUGUGUGCACGUGAAUGAGAGUGAUUUUAUUGUGGAUUUAUAGUAUGUUUUUGCGUGCCUGUAAUUUUUUUGUGAGUAACAAUUUCUUAGGAAUUUUAAAUAGUAUGUCUAUAAUUGCAGGAAUAUCAAAGUUUGAACGAGCAUAUAAUUUUCUGAUCUGAUACUGUGGCAGAUCCGAUGUUCAGGAAUUUGAUGGAUGUUGUGUACGACGUACGAUGAUCGAAUGACUGAAUGCCAGUUGAUGAUGAAGGCGUUGAAACGAAAGUGCGAAUUGUUGAAAUUUUGAACAUUAAUUGUGCAUACUAUUGGCAUAUAAUUUUCUUAAUAAUAAAAGAAACGAAAUGAUCAAUUGAGUCAUCCACUAAUUGACCUGUUUGCGGGGCGUUAUUGAGAGCGCAGCGUAAGCUCAAAACUACGGAAGGCGAAGUUGAGAGUGCAACAUAAUCUUGCUGAAAUACAAAUUCUUCAACGACACUUCACAUGUUGGAAAACUUUUAUGUUAAUGAAUCUGUUCUUGCUUAAUACCUUCCUAUUGAAUAAUUCAGCUUGUGAAACUUCUUUGAUCUAUUUUUUGUUGACAUUAUGAAAACAAUUUUGACUUUCAAUUCGUAAUAAUCCCACUGAUAGGUUAUUUUUAUAUCUGUUUUUAGUUCUCAAAUUUUGGCAAGAAUAUUACACGGAUAUCUGGGUAGGGGUACUAUAUAAGGAUGGUUAUUAUCUUUAUCGGUAUUUCCACAUAUUUUCCCUGGCAGUCUGUGUUGGUUUAAAUGUAUGCCUCUGGUCCCUGCUGCUGUUGACGUGGCACAGCCUUGUUUACUGUCAACAUUUCAACUUAUAAUUAAAUUACCGACAUGAAGGCAAUUUAUUUUAAAAUGUUCAGAAAUGAGACGAUUUUUUUUUCUGAACUGCUAGAAUUUAUAGUGUGUUUUUCUGUAUGCGGUGUAAUUUGUUUUCUAUCAUGUGCUAUGUUCGGACGGAGAUGGCAUUACUGCUAAUGUAUCACUCUCAUAAUUUUUUUUUUCAUAAAUCCUGAUCGUUGUUCAAAUAUUCUUUAUGGCGCUGUUGGAAUUAUUCUGCUGUGCAGUGUUGAAUUAAGGCCGGCAUGUGGCCGGGUUCUAGUCUUCUUAUUUUAUGAAGCUCCUCUGACGUAACGAAAACAGUGAUCAAACGUUUAUUUUUUUGACGGUUAUGUAAGAUAUUUCUUUGCUAUAUGCACACACGUGAAUUGUUAUUCUCCUAGUAAUGAUUUUUUUGCUUGAACUGAUCGGUAGAGAUCAGUAGAUUCAGGAGAGGUCAGUAUCGCAACGUCGAUAGGUUGAUUUUACUGAAACUACUGAAUAACUGAAUGUAGAGAAUUUUUUGAAGAUUCUUCUGCAUAAUUAUUCAAUACGUGGUCGCAUUGAAAAAUUAAUUUCAACUGAACCUAGAGAGUGACGGAAACUCUGAAAAUAUAUGAAUUCUGGUCUUUUGCAUCUUAAUUGAAGUUCUUCGUCGUUGAUCUCAGAGCUCCGUGUCUUUUUAUUGAACAUAUAUUUUGCAACGGAAGUCUUUGAAUGAGACAAUUUUCUGAUUACUGUAUGGCCUAAAAAUGGAAUUGAGUUCAAUGUCAGCAAGCUCACCGUUGAGAUUCACGAGAUUGAGCUCACGAGGUUCACGUACGUUGGCUUUACUGCAAAAAAAAUGUAUUUUCGUUUAAUUUGUCGUGACAACUACAGGGCCCUAAUCAGAGGCUCGGAGAUAAUGUUCAUAUGUUCGUGACAUUUUAUGAACGCGAUGCAAUGCAUGCAAAUUACCAUGCUUAAAACUGGCAAGCUAUAAUUUGAACCACGCUUGGAUUGUUUUUCAACGUUUCUGUGUUCGAUGAUACAUGGCAUUGCAACGUGCGAUUGCACCGCUCCUGGUCAACUCACUUUGUCAAUCGUAUAUUUGUUACAGCAUAUCGCAUGCGCUUCUUGCAACUGACUUUCACAUACGAGUUAUUCUCGUGUCGUAUGGUUCAAUGUCGGUUCGUGCAGGUUCUAUAUCGGUUCCUACAGGUUCAUGUCGGUUCUUGAAAGAAAUUAGCGAGGAGAUGAGCGUGUGGGGGCCUCUUCUCGUGAGCUACGAAAGCGUCAGUGAUGUUAGUGCCUGCAAUGGACACCGUAUGCCUCUACUUCAGCGCCCUCUCUCUGUUCAUAUGUAAAUAAUUUUAUCCAUUAAAUGCUGUGAUAGCUCAUCACAAUGUUUUGUAUGUAAGAUUUUUAGUUGUUUUGUACAAUGAAUGUUGUAGGUUAGAGUAAAGUAUUCUACUA